Anopheles arabiensis is the source of this 1017-nucleotide messenger RNA. RefSeq lists its product as uncharacterized. The record is from RefSeq and is a predicted model, not a curated record. Bases 169 to 591 code for a protein of 140 amino acids. NCBI's taxonomy places the organism in Eukaryota, Metazoa, Arthropoda, Insecta, Diptera, Culicidae. The transcript is spliced from 3 exons.
CUGGAAGCUGAUUGUAAACAAAACCCGUUACAACAAUUUACGCCGAAAAGCAUCGUACAAACAGCUCGCGCAAACAUUCGUCCGGUAAAAAGAACGUAUUUAAUUUGAGCCAAUUUCCUUCUCUUAGUUGGAUAUAUACAGAUAAGAUAUAUACAGAAAGCCACCAACAUGCUACCGGCGCUAAUGGUUAGGUUUAAUCUGUUCGAAAGUGACGAUGAGUCGGACGCUUACAAUACCGGCAGCGAGGCCGAAUCGGAGGAGAGUGAACAAAUAUACCGGGAAUCAUUCCCAUACCUUUUGGAAGAUGAAUGGUUUUUAAAAUGCUUUCACGUGUCGCGCGAUAUCUUCAAGAGCCUGUACGACGGUAUAGCGCCGACGCUGCUCAGUCAGUACGAAGCAACGGUGUACGACAGGAUCGCAGCGACGCUGCGCUAUCUGGCCACCGGCACCUGCACGAGUGACCGUGGCGUUGGCGGAUACAAGGCAAUGCCACGGGUCGAAUUUCAAGCAAUGUUUCCGCAAACGCUAAACGCUAUCCUGCUGUUAGGUGAGGCUAAUCGAGCUUAUCAUUUUGCUUUGCCAGAUUUUUGACCACAGAAAACGUAUACGGUACGUGAAUGCAAGCUUUUGUGGCGCGAUGCACGAUUCGCAUCUAUGGAACAGUUCGGGCGUGGACAGCCACUUUGCCCAGCAGCACGCAAAGGGAAACGAAAAGUGCAACCUUUUAGCGAAUUCUAUGUUCCCUUCCCAACCGUGGAUCAUAAAACCGAAACCCGGCAUAGUCGAUCCCACGUUUAAUGCGCGGCACGAAAGAGCGCUCGCCACCGCCGACACGGCCGUUCAUCUGCUAAAGAACCGAUUUAAAUGCCUAUUGGGCAAACCGCCCAUCCCGUACACACCGCCCGAGUGUGUGGCAGUAAUAGACGUUUGCUGUGCACUUCACAACAUGUGUCUGGACGAAAAUUUGCCAGACAUUAAAUAAAUUGACUGACGACGUAAAAAUAGUGUCUUUGUCAA